UUGGCUCCACGUACACACAGUAGAAGUUCCGGUGUAAACGACGGCUUCGGAUCCGUGUCGGGAAAAGCCCUGUCCCGAUUGUUCUGCUUCUUCUUCUUCUUUGUUUUAUUUUUAUUUUUUUAUGAACGCAGGUGUUGGUUUGGUUUUGAAUGAGGUCCAGUUUAAGCUAAAGUUAGCAGACAUCGCGCGCGGCCUCGAGGAUGUUCACGCUGCUGUCGGGGUUGUAUAAAUUCAUGUUCCGAAAGGACGAGUUCUGCGUCCUAAUCCUGGGCCUGGACAACGCCGGGAAAACGACCUUCUUGGAACAAACCAAAACCAAGUUUAGUAAGAACUAUAAGGGUAUGAAUCUAAACAAGAUCACUACUACCGUAGGCCUGAACAUUGGUACCAUCGAUGUGGGCAAAGCUCGCCUCAUGUUUUGGGAUCUGGGAGGUCAAGAGGAGCUCCAGUCUUUGUGGGACAAAUACUACGCAGAGUCCCACGGAGUCAUCUACGUGAUUGAUUCCACUGACGAAGAGCGUCUGUCGGAAUCCAAGGAGGCGUUUGAGAAAAUGAUCUGCAGCGAGGCGUUAGAAGGUGUCCCGCUCCUUGUGCUUGCCAACAAGCAGGAUGUUCCGGACUGCCUGUCGGUCCCAGACAUCAAGACGGCUUUUAGUGACUGCGCUGCAAAGAUCGGAAAGAGAGACUGCCUGGUUCAGCCGUGCACAGCCCUCACUGGGGACGGAGUGAACGAAGGCAUUGAGUGGAUGGUAAAGUGUGUGGUCAGGAAUAUCCACCGGCCACCCCGACAGAAGGACAUCACCUAAGACACUGAAAUCUCUCUGGACCAAACAGACUGGAUUCUUUUGCCCAUGUGGCCGUCUAGAUUCACUCCGCUCUCUUUUUCAUGACAGAGUGAGCAGAGAUGAGGCCCCUGAAUCUCCUACCAUUUCCGAAACUCACUUUUUGCUCCAGUCAGACUACAUACAGGUCCUAGAGAACUGGAGCUUCUUGUGAACAGACGCUGUUACAUUUCCUCACCGGUCUGCACACGGCCUUCAUCCCUGCACUCAACGCUCUCCUUAAGACCAGGAUCCAGCCCCCUAUUUCCUGUUGACCAAAGCUCCAGCUUCUCCUGCAGCAGGCCCUCUCGUCUGAUGGACUUCAUGGUAGUAACUGGUGCAGGAUUCUUGUUUCAAACAUCUCGAACCAUCAGACAUAAAGACUGCCUCCUGAGCCCCAGCUGUGUUUGAAAGCCACAGAGAAGGUCUCUCUAAAAACAGUCCUGGACCUGCAGGUCUAAGAAUUGGAGCCCGUGGACUUGACAUCUGCUGGAUCCACGUGUGAAGUUUUGAAGAGAUAUGAAGUCUGUGAACGGUUUGUUUUGAAAUAAAGAAUAGUUUCAUAAAUGGU
Oryzias latipes (Japanese medaka) is the source of this 1392-nucleotide messenger RNA. RefSeq names its product ADP-ribosylation factor related protein 1 (gene arfrp1). Gene Ontology annotation, cellular component: Golgi apparatus. Gene Ontology annotation, molecular function: GTPase activity; GTP binding. Gene Ontology annotation, biological process: Golgi to plasma membrane protein transport; intracellular protein transport; protein localization to Golgi apparatus. The record is from RefSeq and is a predicted model, not a curated record. Lineage: Eukaryota; Metazoa; Chordata; Actinopteri; Beloniformes; Adrianichthyidae.